CAGAAGUCACGGUUCAGCAAGCACGUCAAGAUGAAAAAGCACGUAAAAUGUCUCGAAAACCGCGAUAAAAGUGAUCCGUACCACAAGACGUCGUUUUUAAGGCUGAACAACGGUGAAACUGACAAAACAACCCCAAUAUUUGGGCAUAAAAUGCAGAGACCAGCAAAAGUGGUGGAACAGAAUCGAGAGAAAAAAACUAUUUGUAUUCCCAAGACAAUGACCGAUGCGCCGUUUUUACAGCAUCCAGGACUAACACCAGGACAGAAGCGCUUUUUAUACAGCAUAGCAGAGGCUUACAGUAAAGAUCAUAUGCGACGGCUGAUUUGUCAACAUUAUAUCAAUGUAAUACACCGGUGCAUCAGGACAGACUUGAAUCCACGUGUGAAACCACGGGUGACCACAAUAUACUCCCCAGAGUUGGAACACAUCACAGAAUCUCAAACUACAAAAUUUUUUGGGACAAAAGAACACGAAGAUUUUCGCCUACAGAGAAGGCCAAGAAAACAACCUUCCCCAAAAUCCCUCAAAACCAACACAGCUGAGGAAAUGUCCCUAAACCAAACACAAAUAUUGUCUAAUAUGCGAGUAAUGGUUAGAAGGUUUAAUUGUUUUCUAAUAUUUAACUAAUAGUGUGUCUUCAAGAUUUCCAAAAACAAACACAGUACAGGCAAACAGAACCUCUUUGCGAGGUAAGUUUGCAUUAGUACAAGCUACGCACAUAUUUCACUCUCUAAUUUUGAUCUUUAUUUAAAGGAACACUCCACUUUUUUGAAAAUAUGCUCAUUUUCCAGCUCCCCUAGAGUUAAACAUUUGACUUUUACCAUUUUGGAAUCUAUUCAGCCGAUCUUUGGGUCUGGUGCUACCAUUUUUAGCAUAGCUUAGCACAAUCCAUUGAAUCUGAUUAGACCAUUAGCACCACACCUAAAAAAAACCCCAAAGAGUUUCGAUAUUUUUCCUAUUUAAAACUUAACUCUUCUGUAGUUACAUCGUGUACUAAGACUGAAAAAAAAUUAAAAGUUGUGAUUUUCUAGGCAGAUAUGGCUAGGAACUAUACUCUUAUUCUGGCGUAAUAAUCAAGGACUUUGCUGCCGUAACAUGGCUGCAGCAGGUGCAAUGAUAUUACGCAGCAGCC
Messenger RNA from Misgurnus anguillicaudatus (oriental weatherfish), 1132 nucleotides. The record is from RefSeq and is a predicted model, not a curated record. Lineage: Eukaryota; Metazoa; Chordata; Actinopteri; Cypriniformes; Cobitidae.